Molecule: messenger RNA, 1993 nt
Organism: Drosophila santomea
Lineage: Eukaryota; Metazoa; Arthropoda; Insecta; Diptera; Drosophilidae
Gene: lic
Product: dual specificity mitogen-activated protein kinase kinase 6
Exons: 5
Coding region: 364-1368 (334 amino acids)
Biological process (GO): protein phosphorylation; stress-activated MAPK cascade
Molecular function (GO): MAP kinase kinase activity; ATP binding
Source: RefSeq, a predicted model, not a curated record
AUAUAUCGAUUGGACGGUCGAUGGCUGGCCAGCGCUAGUGGAAAAGCGAGAAAAACGAGAAAGAGAAGCGAAAAGCGAUCGGAGAACAGUGCAAAAAGUGCGGACAGGAAAGCAAAGGCAAUAGCGAAAGGUUGGGCGGCAAAACCCGGGCCACACGAUCCACACCGAUCCGAUCCCAAAUCACCGACCCGCAUCCGAAUCCUGACCUGACCAAAUGCGGUAAAAAUAGCCGCACCGCACCGCAUCGCAUCCGAUUCGCACCGAACCGCCAGGUCUUGCGGAAUCCGCUAGAAAACGCCGAGGAAAGUCAAGGAGAGCAUACGUAUAGCAUAUAGGAUAUAGAAUAUAGAAGGGCUUAUCAAAAUGUCCAAACGCCACCGCCUCACGCCCUUUACCAUUGCCAAGGAGCCAGAGGCCGCCAUAGUCCCGCCACGCAACCUGGACUCGCGGGCCACCAUUCAAAUUGGCGACCAGACCUUUGACAUUGAUGCAGAUAGUCUGGAGAAGAUCUGCGAUCUGGGCCGUGGCGCCUAUGGCAUCGUGGAGAAGAUGCGUCAUCGACAAACCGAUACGGUCCUGGCCGUCAAACGCAUACCCAUGACCGUAAAUAUUCGAGAACAGCACCGCCUUGUGAUGGAUUUGGACAUAUCGAUGAGAUCCAGCGACUGCCCCUACACCGUCCACUUCUAUGGCGCGAUGUAUCGCGAGGGCGAUGUUUGGAUUUGCAUGGAGGUGAUGAGCACCAGCCUGGACAAGUUCUAUCCGAAGGUCUUCCGCCACGAUCUGCGAAUGGAGGAGAGCGUGCUGGGCAAGAUUGCAAUGAGCGUGGUCAGUGCGCUGCACUAUCUGCACGCCCAGCUGAAAGUCAUCCAUCGGGACGUCAAGCCCUCGAACAUACUGAUCAAUCGGGCCGGCCAGGUCAAGAUCUGUGACUUUGGCAUCUCAGGCUACCUCGUGGACUCCAUUGCCAAAACCAUCGAUGCCGGUUGCAAGCCGUACAUGGCGCCGGAACGCAUCGAUCCCCAGGGAAAUCCGGCGCAAUACGACAUCAGGUCGGAUGUUUGGUCGCUGGGCAUCAGCAUGAUAGAAAUGGCCACUGGCCGCUACCCGUACGACAAUUGGCGAACGCCAUUUGAGCAACUGCGUCAGGUGGUUGAGGACAGUCCGCCGCGCCUGCCAGAGGGAACCUUUUCGCCGGAGUUCGAGGACUUCAUCGCCGUCUGCCUGCAGAAGGAGUACAUGGCGCGGCCCAACUACGAGCAGCUGCUCAAGCACAGCUUCAUCGUGGAGCACCUGCAGCGCAACACGGACAUCUCGGAGUUUGUGGCCAGGAUACUGGAUCUGCCCGACACCCAGCCGGCGCAGUAGGUUAAUGGUCGGGUAGAAGGUUAAUGGUUAACCCAUGGCGCCAUCCCCUUAACCCCUUACGCCGUGCCCGUGCCCGUGUAAAUUGCCGCCGUCUUCUUCUAGCAUGCAUUUCGUACAUGUUGUGUGUGUGUCCCCCGUCUGUGUGACAGCAAAAGGAAUAAAGCUAUACAUAUAUGAAUGAAGUCCAAGGAAAGCCCGAAAACCCAUCAGCAAUCAGCUCUAAUCUAAAGAUUCAAAAGUGGAAACUGCAUAAUUAUUAAUUUAAGUGAGAGAAGCAACAGCAACAUAACCGUUACUAGCAACCUGCAACCUGCAAUAUGCAUAAUGCAAUCGCAAUCUACGCCUUGCAACGCUCAAAAAAUGGAUAACCGAACCGUGCCUCCCAGCUGGCGAUGCUGCUGAUGUCUUAAAGCAUAAUACCAUUUUAAUAUAUAUUUUUAAAAGAUAAUAGCUUAGUCAACGAAAAAACAAGAACAGAAGCAAAACAAGCAAAACAAUGAAUGUAAAAAACGUACUAAACUUAAAUGAUAAUUUGUACAACUUUUUGAACACCAAAAUAGCCGAACAGAAAGUGUAAUUGUAAUUAUAAUUGUUUAACAAAUAUAUAUUACGUAAAAUAGCUAAA